AUGGAUCCAACUAUCCCAGCCCUCGGGACUGAUCUCACAACAUUGAAUGGAAGUGAUGAUACUCUUCUCACUUGUAAUGUGGAGACCCUGACACCACGCUUGCUGAUCUUCAUCAUUGCCCUUGGUGGGCUGGCAGGAAACAUGGUUGUGCUCUGGUUCCUGGGCUUCUACAUGCGGAAGAACGCCUUUUCUGUCUACAUCCUCAACCUGGCUGGGGCUGACUUCCUCUUCCUCUGCUGCCAUGUUACAGAUUCCCUGAAGGAAUUUAUUGACUUUUUACAUUCUAGUUCCAUCUUCAUCCCCUACUUCUUCAACACUGUGUCAUCCUUUGCCUACAUUGCAAGCAUGAGCAUUCUCAGCAUCAUAAGCACCGAGCGCUGCCUGUCUGUCCUAUGCCCCAUCUGGUACCGCUGCCACCACCCAAGGCACACAUCAGCUGUCAUGUGUGCCCUGCUCUGGACCCUGUCCCUGCUGCUGAGCAUCCUGGAGGGGAACUACUGUGGCUUCCUGUUUACGGACUUUAAGCAUGGUUGGUGUCAGGCAUUUGAUUUCAUCACUGCUGCAUGGCUGAUAUUUUUAUUUGUGGUCUUCUCUGGGUCCAGCCUGGCCCUGCUGAGCAGAAUCCUCUAUAGCUCCCGGAAGAUGCAGCUGACUAGGCUCUAUGUGACCACCGUGCUCACAGUGUUGGUCUUCCUUCUCUGUGGUCUGCUCUACGGCAUCAGUUGGUUCCUAUUAAUCUGGACUCACAAUUAUCUUGAUAUGUUCCUUUGUUAUCUUUAUUUGGUUGGAGUUUUCCUGUCCUGUGUUAACAGCAGUGCUAACCCCAUCAUUUACUUCUUUGUUGGCUCCUUUAGACAGCGGGGGAACCGGCAGCAGUUGCCACAGACCAUCAGGGUGGUUCUCCAGAAAGCCCUGCAGGACACUCCUGAGGUAGAUGAACCUGGAGGAAGCCUUACUCAAGAAAUCAUCGAGAUGUCAGGGAGCAGUGUGGUGUAGUGCUUGAGAGGUUCUGCUUUUUCAGACAGAUUUGGCUUCGGAAACAACUUUGCCCCUAUCAC
This is a messenger RNA of Trichechus manatus latirostris (Florida manatee), 1058 nucleotides long. It is a transcript of the gene MRGPRX2, whose product is annotated as MAS related GPR family member X2. The record is from RefSeq and is a predicted model, not a curated record. Gene Ontology annotation, molecular function: G protein-coupled receptor activity. Gene Ontology annotation, cellular component: membrane. Lineage: Eukaryota; Metazoa; Chordata; Mammalia; Sirenia; Trichechidae. Gene Ontology annotation, biological process: G protein-coupled receptor signaling pathway.